This is a messenger RNA of Ornithodoros turicata, 2310 nucleotides long. RefSeq names its product cholinesterase 1-like. The transcript is spliced from 3 exons. The record is from RefSeq and is a predicted model, not a curated record. Gene Ontology annotation, biological process: acetylcholine catabolic process; choline metabolic process. The coding region runs from base 68 to 2005 and encodes 645 amino acids. Gene Ontology annotation, molecular function: acetylcholinesterase activity. Gene Ontology annotation, cellular component: plasma membrane. NCBI's taxonomy places the organism in Eukaryota, Metazoa, Arthropoda, Arachnida, Ixodida, Argasidae.
GCACCCGCCGCCGUUCCGUGCCCUCUGCCCUAUUUCUCACAAGUCCCUCAAUUUAUACACGUUAGAAAUGAGGUUGGGGUCGUCAAGCCCCGCCUACGAUACCAAUCGAGAGACUGUGUUCACGACAUCAUCAAGAGCGAAGAGAACCUACGCUAUUGUCACCACACUCAUCGCAUUGGUCGUCGCGACACUCCUAGGAUACGCCCUCAUACAAGUCAUCGCAAAGUUAAAACGCGAGCGGCAUAAGCCUGCGUUCUACAGCUACCAUUCUAAGGGUCUUCCUGAAGGAAAAAUAGUUCGGACGUUUCAACGCGACGUCAUGCAAUACCUAGGGAUCCGCUACGCUACACAUCUGAGCCCUGCAAACCGUUUUGACAAGUCCGUACCCGAGCCUCCCCUGCGAGCAACGUCAGGAAAAGGUCACAAAGUCCCAGCCUGCGCUCAGCCGCUCUACAGUCCGUUUCCGUCCAGGCCCUUACCUAAAGCUUCGGCGAACGAUGACUGCCUGUUUCUAAACAUAUGGGUACCACUUACGAAGAAUGGUGGCCGCACUAGAAAACCUGUUGCUGUGUUGCUAGUUGGCGGCAACUUCGUUGCGGGAGGAGGCGGUGAAUACGAGUUCUACGAUGGCGCUGCAAUGGCUGCCUUGUGGGACCACGUUGUUGUUGUGCCAAACUAUCGCGUAGGCAUCCUAGGUUUCUUGAAGGGUACAUCUGAAGACCCAGCCCAGAACAAUGGUAUCUGGGACCAGCUCCAGGCGCUACGAUGGGUUCACGCCAACAUAGAUACAUACGACGGUAUAGUAAAUCAAACUGUUUUAAUAGGCCACGAAGCUGGUGCUACUUCAGCCGGGUACCACCUCGCAUCGCCCAUUAGUAGGCAGUAUUUCACUCGCGUUAUUCUCAUGAGCGGGUCUUCCCAUCGGAUCAUGCCUAAUUUUCCGGUAAGAAACGUAGCCGACGUGUCGGAGGAGCUGCUCUGUCCCCAACCCGAGAGCAAGGAAGCCCUUCUAGAAUGUCUUCGUGGACGCUCCCUGCAAAGUCUGAUAAACUUCGAGCUAGCGAGAGGUAUGGGAGGUGCCAUAUCGUUCUUCACACCUUCUCGAAAAGCAAUAGUUACAUCUGACGACCAAGUCAGAUAUACGUCAGGGAGAAAAGAAGUGAUAGUCGGGUUUGUAAGCAACGAAGGAGUUCCUUACCUGUCUGCGCUCCUCGAACACCUAGGCGUCAGAGAUGAAGAGCGUAUUAACAAACAAUUGGCGACGCGUAUACUGGUGCAUUUCUUGCGUGUACACGGUAUUACGUUAUCAAAGUAUAUCCUCUCGUUGUACUUUUCGCACACGUCGAACGCUGUGGAGGCGCUUUCUGCCGCCAUUGGCCAUUUUGUUGUGCACUGUCCCGUGCAAGAGUUUGUGAGAAGAUACGUUCGCUCCGGAAACGAUGUCUACGUCUAUCAUUUCCAACAUGUUCCAAGUUACCGUUGGUGGCCAGCUUGGAUGGGUGCCCCACAGAUGCUCGACUGGCUUUACAUAACUGGAAAUGUGAUUCAUCUUCGAGACAGUGGCAUACGAGUCACCAAAGACGAUGUGGCGCUCGCACAGAAGUUGGCGGCUCUGUUCUCCUGCUUCUCGAUAAAAGGUAACCCAAGUGGGUGUGCUGGGACGCCCCUUCUGUGGGCUAAGACGUCAGAGCAGAGAGUGCAGCACCUUGUAAUCGCUAGUACCACAUCUAUCUACAUGGUACAAGGAAUGCCCUACGAAUACGUAUGCAAGGAGUGGAUUGCGCUAAUUGCGAAUCAUACACAAUUAUCAACACGACAGCCUGUGGGCCCUGCUCCGCUUGACAAACAUCGAAGCCUAAUUAAUGUGCUCACGCAACUCGAAAAUCCCAUCACUGGAAAAACGCCGAAGACAUUUGCGAUCGACAGUCUCCGAUUGUCAGUGGACAGACCUCCAGAACUGUUCGACAAGGGUUUCGAAGCUAUGAUACAAGAAAGAAGAGUUUGAUUAAAAUCCACAUAACUGCUUACUACUAACAAACUACUAAACUAACUACUAAAAUAGGCUUUAACACGGCUCACCACCAGUUGGCAAGGAAGAGCCUUGGACAUGUACGUAACCAUGGAAUGUAAAUCUUUUUUAUUUUUACAUUGUUGUGAUAUAAUUAAACAAGACACGAAAUACAAACAACUUAUAGAAUACACACUGUGAUUAGUCCGAUAACCGUCGAACCUGGAGUCUGUACGUGGAGGCUUGAGAGAUUUUUGUUUUCUUUUUGUUUCCCUCAUGAUUCACGGAGGAUUACCGGACAA